UUCGAUUACUUCGUCAUGGCAACCAUACUGUUCAACUGUGUCUUCCUCGCCAUGUCGGAGACCAUUGAAGAGGCUGAGUACAUUUUCCUGGCGAUCUACACGGCGGAGAUGAUAGUGAAGUGUAUAGCGAAGGGGUUUAUUCUUAAUAAGUACACAUACCUCCGGAACCCGUGGAAUUGGUUGGACUUCGUGGUCAUCACGUCUGGGUACGCUACCAUCGGGAUGGAGGUCGGCAAUCUGGCCGGCCUUAGGACGUUUCGUGUGCUGAGAGCUUUGAAGACUGUUUCCAUAAUGCCGGGUCUGAAGACCAUCAUUAACGCACUUCUGCACUCGUUCAAACAACUGGCGGAGGUCAUGACAUUGACAAUUUUUUGUUUAAUGGUGUUUGCAUUGUUCGCGCUGCAGGUGUAUAUGGGGGAACUAAGGAAUAAGUGUGUGAAAAAUUUUGUGGGGGAACCGGGAGAGAAUUUUACGGAUGAAAUUUGGUUGCAGUGGAUUAGAGAGCCAUCUCGCUGGAUAGUGGACGAGGAGGAGGUACCGAUCAUCUGCGGUAACCUGACGGGGGCGCGGCACUGCCCGUCGGGGUACACGUGCCUGUGCGUGGGGCCAAACCCCAACCACGGGUACACGAACUUCGACAAUUUCCUAUGGUCCAUGCUCACCACAUUCCAACUCAUCACUUUGGACUACUGGGAAAAUGUAUAUAAUAUGGUGCUGUCAUCAUGCGGGCCGAUGUCAGUAUCAUUCUUCACCGUAGUGGUAUUUUUCGGCUCGUUCUACCUCAUCAAUCUAAUGCUGGCCGUCGUAGCACUCAGUUAUGAAGAGGAAUCACAAAUUACUCAAGAGGAACGAAAGAAGGAUCUCAACGAGCACCGUGAUGAUUCCACCUUCAGCUUCGAUCCCACAUCAUUAGCAGUGCGCACGUUGGCCAAAGACUCAAAGAAGCGUAUCGACGCUCGCAAGGGCCUACUUCUCGCUUCAUACUCUAGGAAGAGAACUCGAAGACGUAAACGAGGAAGAAGCGCUAUACAUCAUGCAGCUGCAGUGGCUGCAGUGGCGGAGAGGUCCAGAUCGAGGUCUCGGUCGCGGUCAGUGACGCCGAGUACGUCACCACCGUUGCCGUCCGCGCCACCGCCUCCGCCGCCGCCCCCUCACACUUUGCACCCAGACAUUGCCUUAGGUCGUGGCGCAUUAAGCGCAGCGGGCCGCCAACUGAGCGACCACAGCAAUAACCGGGAGUCGUCUUUAGACGACUCCGGCGUGGUGGACGACCACGACGACGGAGAACACACUUCCGACGACCAAGCACCACACCCGCAUCACCCGCGCCGUCUGCUGCCGCUGUUGCCACCAAACCCUCAUCUACACCCGCCGACACCGAUGCCGAUGCCGAUGCCGACACCAGUCCCGAUUUCGAUGCCAAUGCCAAUGUCGAUGCCCACUCCGAUGUCAAUGCCGAUGCCUCAAGUACAACCGUUGCAGGAGUGUCAAACACAAACAAAAAUAAGAAAAGAUAGUAAAACAGAAAAUAAACUGGAAAAGAAAUCAGAAAAGAAGAACAGUAUUCAAGAAAAGUAUCCACUAAAUCCGGACUACCUCAAUCAGAUCGUGGUGCUAGGGGCGGACUGGCCAUACAAGCGCGCGCCCGACCUCCCUCAAGCGGAGACGACGAAAAUUAAUGAGCUCAGUUUAUUGGCAGCCACGCACAAAACUCAUAUGGGCAAUUACGAGCAAAAUUGCACUUACUUCACAGAUGAGCUCAUGGAUAGAAACUGUGAAUGCUGCGUCACUUGCUGCAUAGACUACGAAGGCUGGCUCCAAUUUCAAAACUGCUUGUUUGGAAUCGUGAAAGAUCCACUUUUCGAAUUAUUUAUUACUACUUGUAUAGUUCUUAAUACACUCUUCCUUGCUCUUGAGCAUCAUGGUAUGAGUGAAAACGUUAGACAGGCCUUAGAUAUAGGAAAUAAGGUGUUCACGUCUAUAUUUACUUUAGAAUGUAUGAUGAAAGUAAUGGCGAUGAGUAAAGAUUUCUUUGCCAGUGGUUGGAAUAUUUUCGACCUGAUUAUAGUGUCGGCCAGCCUUCUAGAUCUAAUAUUUGAGCUCGUUGAUGGCCUAUCUGUUUUAAGGGGCCUUCGUUUGUUGCGAGUGUUAAAAUUAGCUCAAUCAUGGACUACAAUGAAAGUGUUGUUGAGUAUUAUAAUAUCGACAAUCGGUGCUCUCGGUAAUUUGACGUUCGUGUUAGUGAUAGUUAUAUAUAUAUUUGCUGUUAUCGGCAUGCAACUGUUCUCUAAGUCGUAUACGCCGGACAAGUUCGAACCUGACCCUGUGCCCAGGUGGAACUUCAACGACUUCUUCCACUCGUUCAUGAUGAUAUUUCGGAUACUGUGCGGUGAGUGGAUCGAACCCUUAUGGGACUGCAUGCGCGCGGAACAAGCGAGCGGUGCUGAAAGCUGUUUUUUCAUCUUUCUGCCUGCGCUGGUGAUGGGGAACUUUAUGGUGCUCAACCUCUUCCUUGCCUUGCUGCUCAAUAGCUUCAACAGCGAGGAACUUAAGAAUAAGAAAGAGGAAGUAGGAGAGGAUUCAAAAUUAGCUAAAAGUUUCGAUAGAAUACGUUCCAUAGUAAGAAAAAAGGGUUUCCUUAUAUCGAGAAGUAAAGAGACUGAAAAAAAAUCUAAGUUAGAAGAACUAGUGACUGAAUUUAUGACGCAACAGCGUGCUAUGAAAGAAAAGAAAAUAUCAAUACCGAGUGAGCAACAACGAUACUCAUCGUCGAUACAGGAAACGAUCCUAUUCCCACAUGACAAUAUUUAUAGCCAUAGUUAUCAAGAAGCUUUGAAUAGGCCAAUAUCAGUAGGUUCAGAUUUUGCUUAUCCUCAUCUUUAUCAACACGGUAACAAUUUUAACCACGGGAGUCAAGAAACUUUGAAGGACGUACGUGAUCUCGCAAAUGAACAUAAAAUAACUAGUAUUAGAGAAGAUUCUAAAGAAAAUCUCGAAAUCACGUCACCAGUAGAACAAAUCGUCGCUCAGAAACUAUUAAAUCAAAUGUCUUCAGGAUAUCAUACACAGCCAUCAGAUUCGAGGGACGAGAAUGAGCACUACGAAAUGGCCCAGUUAUCCAGUAAAACUACACCAGAGCGAAUGAGGAGACCUGUCCUGGAACUACCAAACACAAAUAUAUGUAAGGACGCUGCGAAACCCGAUGAAGAACAACUGAAACAUCCGUGGCAAACUUUAGUCUCAUAUGUAGAUGAAUUAACCGUAGGUGGGAGAAAAAACUCAAAGGGCCAAUACGUAGACGCGAUGGGAAACUUUCCGGGAUUUGGGAAACAGAAGGAGCCGAAAGUCCCCCAAGAUUGCUACCCUCGCCAAUGUUACGAUGCGUGUCCAUGUUGGGACACACUCAUCGAAACUAAGAUGGGUCAGCGCUGGAUGGUAGUCCGUACUUUCAUCCUACGUUACGUUGAUACGCCUGCCUUCGAGUGGUUUGUCCUAGUGCUUAUAUUCGCCUCCAGCAUAACCCUCUGUUUUGAAGACAUCCAUCUUGAGAAAAAUAAACCGCUAAAGAAAAUCUUGUAUUGGACUAAUCUUGGUUUCUGCAUGAUCUUCGUUAUAGAAAUGUUCCUCAAGUGGAUAGCAUUGGGAUUUUUCAGAUAUUUCACAAGCUUUUGGACUUUAUUAGACUUUACUAUAGUGUUUGUAUCAGUAUUUAGUUUAUUAAUAGAAGAGAAUGAAAAUCUUAAAGUAUUAAGAUCGCUUAGAACGCUACGUGCUUUAAGGCCAUUGAGAGCGAUAUCUCGAUGGCAAGGGAUGCGUAUAGUUGUGAAUGCUCUAAUGUACGCAAUCCCAAGUAUUUUUAAUGUAUUGUUAGUUUGUUUAGUAUUUUGGUUAAUUUUCUCCAUUAUGGGAGUGCAGUUUUUUGGUGGAAAGUUCUUCAAGUGCGUUGACGACGAGGGAGAACUAUUGCCUUUAGAGAUAGUAAACGAUAAGUGGGAAUGUUAUUAUAAUAAUUUCUCUUGGAUCAACUCAAAGAUAUCAUUCGACCACGUGGGAAUAGCUUAUUUAGCUCUAUUCCAAGUGGCAACCUUCGAGGGUUGGAUGGAAGUGAUGGCGGAUGCAGUGGACGCGAGAGGAGUUGAUCUACAGCCAGCGAGGGAGGCCAACCUAUACGCUUAUAUUUAUUUCGUUAUAUUCAUCGUGUGUGGAUCGUUCUUUACUCUGAAUCUAUUCAUAGGAGUUAUAAUCGAUAAUUUUAAUAUGCUCAAAAAAAAGUACGAAGGUGGAGUAUUAGAAAUGUUUCUCACUGAAAGCCAAAAACAUUAUUACACUGCAAUGAAAAAGUUAGGUAGAAAAAAACCACAAAAGGUGAUCAAGAGGCCUCGCAACCAAUUUCUGGCGAUGUUUUACGAUUUAUCAAACUCCCGCCGUUUCGAGAUCGCCAUCUUUGUUUUGAUAUUCUUGAACAUGCUCACUAUGGGAAUUGAGCAUUACGACCAACCUCAUUCCGUUUUCUUUAUCUUGGAAGUCAGCAACGCGUUCUUUACAACUGUUUUUGGUUUAGAGGCAAUUGUAAAAAUAAUAGGUCUUCGAUAUCAUUACUUCACCGUGCCGUGGAAUGUGUUCGAUUUCUUGCUGGUGCUGGCGUCAAUUCUCGGCAUCCUUAUGGAGGACAUCAUGAUUGACCUGCCCAUAUCGCCGACAUUGCUGCGCGUGGUCCGCGUGUUCCGUAUAGGGAGAAUUUUAAGACUGAUUAAAGCCGCUAAAGGCAUUAGGAAGCUGCUAUUCGCGCUUGUAGUAUCAUUGCCAGCCCUAUUCAACAUCGGUGCCUUGUUGGCAUUGAUAACAUUCAUAUAUGCAAUCAUCGGGAUGUCCGUGUUUGGACAUGUCAAGGAACAAGGCGCCCUCGACGACAUUGUCAACUUUCAAACAUUCGGGAGGAGUAUGCAAUUGCUUUUUCGUCUCAUGACAUCCGCCGGAUGGAAUGACGUGUUAGCAUCUCUCAUGAUACAACCCCCCGAAUGUGAACUUGGAGAUCAUGGGCACCUCAACGGCAACUGCGGCAGUCCACUCCUGGCCAUCACUUACUUCACAUCGUUCAUCAUAAUCAGCUACAUGAUUGUCAUCAACAUGUACAUAGCCAUUAUCCUUGAGAAUUUCAAUCAAGCCCACCAAGAGGAAGAAAUCGGAAUCGUUGAAGAUGAUCUUGAGAUGUUCUAUAUUAGAUGGUCCAAGUACGAUCCACAUGCAACACAAUUCAUAAGUUUUGCCCAACUAUCAGAUUUUAUAGCAUCAUUAGACCCACCUUUGGGUAUCUCGAAGCCGAAUACAGUAGCCCUUGUGAGUUUUAAUCUCCCUAUAGCCAAAGGCAAUAAAAUACACUGCUUAGAUAUUCUUCACGCGUUAGUAAAACACGUGUUAGGGCACGUGGAAGAAACGGACACAUUUAGACAGUUGCAAGAACAAAUGGAUAUUAAGUUCAAAAAACAAUUCCCAACAAGAAAGGAGUUGGAGAUAGUAUCUUCAACACGGAUAUGGAAGAGGGAAGAUAAAGCUGCCCGGAUGAUACAACGAACGUGGAGGGAUUAUGUCAAACGAAAAAAUCGCAGUCCGUCAAACGAAGAAGAAAGCACAAAAUGGUCUCCAGGAGGAGGUUGGGGCGGGCGUCUUAGCGCUUUGCUUCAUGUACGAAGAGGUUCCCAUGCCUCCAGUAGAAAGUCUUCUCGAGCUUCGGAUGCCUCUGAUUUAAGCGAGUUAGGUGGAGCAUGGCUCAACUUGCCUCUGCUUUUACUACCGGGAGCAACUCCUGGUGACCAGGUGGCGAGCGGUUCUGAAUCGGCCCCGCCCCGUAGGCGGUCAGCGUACGGUUUGCCAUUAUUCCUGCGCCAUCAAGACGCGGUCGACGAGGAUGGCGGCCCGAAACGCGCAGGUUCCCUUCGUCUGAGUUCGCGGCGGAACUCGGCGCGGAGAGCAACCGCUGCACAGUUACCGGCACUGACCAAGGCCAGGACCCCAUCCCCGCACGCGAACAGCGAGGUGAGCAUCCUUGUGACGGAGGCAUCCCCUGACGCGGCGCCGCCCCCCUCAGCGCCACCUACAGUCGUCCGGGUUCUAGUACAUCGCGAGAGUGACGAGCAGCCCAGCUGAUCUCCCGCUGAGCCCGACGAGGCUCCGCCACAGGACGAUAUAGUGUCAAAAUAAGUUCAACGUGGAACUGCUUCAACGGUGAACCUUUGAAGUAGUUUGUAAGUUCGAGAUCGGUGGUCGAGUUCGAGUUCGAUGGACGAGUUCUAGUUCGUUAGACGAGUUCGAGUUCGAUGGACGAAUUCGAGUUCGAAAACGAUAGUAGAAUUCGAACGAGUUCGAGUUCGCUGGACGAGUUCAAGUUCGAUGUUCGACAUUCGAGUUCGAACGAUUGUGUUCACGCACGCGCGCACGUGAGAUUCGAGUGAUUCAGUACACCGAACGGCCCAGUUCGUUAGUAAUUUUGUGAUUCUUAGUAUUAAGUAGCUUACCCACGUUUGCGGAUAGAGGGGACAGACGUUUUGUAAAUGGAGAUAAAUC
Messenger RNA from Achroia grisella, 6561 nucleotides. It is a transcript of the gene SC1, whose product is annotated as sodium channel protein 60E-like. The record is from RefSeq and is a predicted model, not a curated record. Gene Ontology annotation, molecular function: voltage-gated sodium channel activity; protein binding. Gene Ontology annotation, cellular component: plasma membrane; voltage-gated sodium channel complex. The coding region runs from base 16 to 6144 and encodes 2042 amino acids. NCBI's taxonomy places the organism in Eukaryota, Metazoa, Arthropoda, Insecta, Lepidoptera, Pyralidae. The transcript is spliced from 29 exons. Gene Ontology annotation, biological process: membrane depolarization during action potential; sodium ion transmembrane transport; neuronal action potential.